GGAACUGUUCAUUCUUCAACUCGUACCCGGUAAGUGGCAAUGACUUCAGAAACUUAUACAGCUCAGUGAUUGCAUCAAUAUUGCGCAAUAAUUCCGGGGGGAGGUCUUGGUAUUCUUGGAAGAAAUGAACAUGGCUGAUAAAAGCACAGAAGAAGGGAGUUCAAAAUCAACGUCUGAUGGGCAAAAUAAUGAAGAAUUUAAAACGGUUUCGCGAAGAAAACGUAAGAAAGAUACUGCUGAAGAUAUGGACACAUCAGUUAGCGCUAUUAAACGACCAAGUUUUCCACCUUUAUCAGGCGAAAGUUUGACGGUAUGAAUACUAUGAAAUGACUUUAAUGGCCAUUUUAUAUUAAACACGUGGGCAAUGAUUUCAGACUAUUUUACUUUUGAAGCUACUACGUGGAGUAAAAUCCUUUUCAUAUAAACCUUUUAGACUAAAAUAUGCUUUCGUAUCUUUGAGGAGGAAUCUGUAUUAACAAAUGGAGUGAAUUGACAUAUUUACAUUUUUCAAUUCUUUUUAUUUGCCUCCCAAAUUAUAGAAGACUACUAGUCCUACUAGUCUAGUAUACAAUGAAAGGAAUGAACAUUAUUUUCUUACUCUGAUAACUGCUGUCUGACCACCGUGCGCCCAGAAAAACUCACCUUAUGGGUAUAAAAAAGUGUUUAAAUUGUGGAUUUAUUCCAGAGUGGCAAGGUUGAGAGAAGGAAGAUCCCUGUGCCACCAAACAGAUACAAUCCUUUGAAAGACAAUUGGAUGCAAAUAUUUGAACCAGUUGUGGAGCAUUUACAUUUGCAAAUACGAUUUAACCUUGGCUCACGACAUGUUGAAAUCAAAGUAAGUUUUGUCCAAGCUUUAUAAUUGACUGAAGAAGAAUAAACCCUUCUGGCAAGUACGUCACUUUGGCUAUAGAGCCUUGUUUUCGCAAUUGAGAGGCUUAAAUUUAACUAAUCUCUUGUACAUGAAAAUGAGGCUCUAUAGCCAAAUGAUGUACUUUCCUGAAGGGUGUAUUGACUAAUAGUCCUUUUCCCCUUUUGAGUGAAAUUUUGAAAGAGCAUCACAAAAUGAGUAAUAUUCCGAAGUUUCGUUGCGAAAUGUUGUAAAAUGUGGAUAAUAUAGCUUUGCAAAGUUUGUAAUUUUCAGUCAUUUUGUAUUACACAUGGGAAAUUGAUAAUCAGAUGAUCAAACUGAUGCAAAAUUAUGUUAGAUUGUAAUGCAAAAUGACUGAAAAACGGCAAACUUCACAAGGCUAUAUUAUCCGCAUUUUACAACAUUUCGCAACAAAACUUUGGAAUAUUACUAAUUUUGUGAUGCUCUUUCAAGCUGUGAUGAAAUUGUUGCCCAGGCAUAUCUAGAUCAAAAUUUCACUCAUAAGCCAAGGGGAAAGGUCUAUUGUGUUUGAAUACAUUUUGUAGACAUGUAAAGAAACAAAAGAUUUUGGAGCAAUACAAAAAGCUGAAGACUUUGUUAGAGCGUUUAUAUUAGGUUUUGAAAUCAAGGUAAGAUGGAAGAUGUUGAGAGCAUUAUCACAGAAUUGGUUCUGAGGGUAUUAAUAAAACCCUGGAUGGUUUUUGCCGGCGUAGCCAGGCUAGGUAGUGACAAUAACACCAGAAAGCUGCAGACUUAUUCAACUUCAUCUGGAAGUUAGAAGAGUAAUGGUUUGAAUUCAAGGGUAUAGCAGCAGAUUUUCAAGUUCCUGAGAUUCUCUAAGAGUUCUUUCCAGUUUAAUGAUGAUAUCUUGCCAUGCUAAUUGUGAGAGCUGUACGUGUCGUGAAACUUUCACAAGUUUACACACAAAUUGCUCUGUGACAUCACAAUGAUCUCAACUCAUUCUGAAAACUGGAAUGUCAUUCUUUUUAUCAUGUGAAAUAGCAUGGUUUGUGUCUCAACUAUCUGAAGUGAAUAACAAAUUUCUGCUACCACUGUCAACAAUUUUGAAGGUAGUUGAGACACAAGGUACGACUUAUUGUAGAAUAAACCUGUGGUGGAUCCCGUAUUUUGACAUGAAAGUGUUCACAAUAUUUUAUUCUAGGAUGCACUUGCAUUGAUAAGAUUGGAUGACUUAUUUAUUGAAUCAUUCGAAGUCACCGAUGGUACGUUAAAAUUGAUUUAAUUUCGACAUAUGAAUAUGUGCAAAUUUCCGAUACUGUAGUUUGAAGUGAGUUUUUAAAUGAUUUUGUAUUGCUUUGUUUUGACUCAACAUGAAUUAUUUCCAUGUGCUUUGCAGUGAAACCAUUGAAAGGAGAUCAUCUUUCUCGUGCUAUUGGUCGCGUGGCUGGAAAGGGAGGAAAGACAAAAUUCACAAUCGAGAAUGUCACUAAGACGCGAAUUGUUGUUGCUGACUCGUAAGUGAUUGGUAUAAUUAUCCAAUAUGUCCUCUGUUGACCACUACUAUCAAAUAUUUAUGCAUCAAAUAACAAGAUAUGGAACAGAUUUAUGAAUUUAAUUGUUUGUUUUCCAAGGAAAAUCCACAUACUUGGGUCCUCUCAAAACAUCAAGAUUGCCAGAACAGCGAUAUGUAACUUAAUUCUUGGUAAGUACACUUAUUUCAAAGCAACUUUUCAACAUCUUGUUCAUUCUAUGUUGAAGGGACUUUGGUGCUGUACUUGUCAUCUCUGAGUUUGUUGCUUCGAUUCUCGCCAUGGACCAGUGGCAACCACCCCUUCAAUCUCCACAAAAACCAUUCUCUCAAAAAGUCUAAAUCCAUAGAGAUAUUAGGUGGGGGGACACAUGUUACAUUCUCAAAGCUAAGACCAACUAAGUCUAGACCUAGGACGACAAUGAUUUACUGGAGGAGCUUGACGUGUCAAAUCUUGUUAAAGCGUUUGUAUAUAUGGUUCCAAGAAGAAUGGAUUUAGUUUAGAUUUUUAACUGUUACAUGGCAUGUAUGUCAUUUUAAUCCUUCACAGCCAGAAACCGCUGUGGCUAUAAUUGCAAAAUCAGGUAUCCUCUAUAGCCACAAAUCACCGAGGCUGUAACGUAUGGCGAAAUCCGACAUCCGUUCUAGCCACAAACCGCUGUGGCUAUAAAGUCUGAUUCUCAUAUGUCGCUGUGCCCAUUGUCGUUGAUCAUUGUCGUUGAUCAUUGAUGAGUAAAAUCUUUUGUCUAUGUUCUUCACUGAUCUCAAACAAUGGCAUCGCCGACGUCGGCGACACAUGAGAAUCAGGCUUAAGGAAUACCGAAAAUCAUCCAGUAUGCUCAUGAGCAUAUUACAGGAUUUUGGUACAUACUCAUGAGCUACCAAAAUCCUGUAAGCUCAUGAGCACGAUCAUGAAAACACGAAAAUUAUGCACUUUGGUCAUAAUCUUGCUCAUGAGCAUAUUACAGAAUGUUGGUACAUAUACCGGGCGUGCUUUUGAGAAUCCCUAUAUGUGGUGUCUCAUAAGCACUUCAUAGGCACACGAAAAUUACGCACUUUGGUCAUAAGCAUGCUCAUGAGCAUAUUACAGGAUGUUGGUACAUAUACGGGGCGUGCUUAUGAGAAUCCCUAUAUCAUAAGCACGCUCAUGGGCACACGAAAAUUAUGCACUUUGGUCAUAAGCAUGCUCAUGAGCAUAUUACAGGAUGUUGGUACAUAUACGGGGCGUGCUUAUGAGAAUCCCUAUAUCAUAAGCACGCUCGUAGGCACACGAAAAUUAUGCACUUUGGUCAUAAGCAUACUCAUGAGCAUAUUACAGGAUGUUGGUACAUAUACGGGGCGUGCUUAUGAGAAUCCCUAUAUUGGGUGUCUCAUAGGCACACGAAAAUUAUGCACUUUGGUCAUAAGCAUGCUCAUGAGCAUAUUACAGAAUGUUGGUACAUAUAUGAGCGUGCUCAUGAGAAUACCAAACCGCCGUGGCUAUAAGGUAUGACGAAAUCCGAUAUCCUUUACAGCCACAAACCGCCGUGGCUAUAAGGAAAACCGUAAUCCGGUAUCCUUUGCAGCCACAAACCGCCGUGGCUGUACGUUUGCCGAAAUCUAGUAUCUUUUAUAGCCAGAAACCGCCGUGGCUGUAACGUAUGGCAAAGUCCGCUAUCCAUUAUAGCCACAAAUCGUCGUGGCUGUAAGUAUCCCGAAAUCUGGCUACGCCACUGCUACGGACUCGCAUGAAAAGAGUCAGUCAACGCUCUGCCGAAAGUCCUGGGUUUUCUCUGGGUGCUCCGGUUUCCUCCCACAGGGAAAGUUGACAGGGUGGUUUAGGAUAAACACAGUUAAGAAAGUAAUAACACAAUGGACUAUUUGCGUGGAUAAUAUAGCACUGCGAAGUUUGCCGUGUUUCAGUUAUUUUCUAUUACAAACGGGAAAUGGACAGCCCCAAAGGGUAUUGGGCUGUCAAUUUCCCCCGCGUAAUGCAAAAUGACUGAAAAACGGCAAACUUCGCAGGGCUAUAUUAUCCGCAUUUUACAACAUUUCGCAACGAAACUUUGGAAUAUUACUAAUUUUGUGAUGCUCUUUCAAGCUGUGAUGAAAUUUUUGACUAGACUUGUUUAGAUCAAAAUUUAGUCUAUAAUGCAAAUGGUCCAUUGUCGUAAAGAUAAAAUGCGCAUUUGACACAUAUAAAUAUCUACAUAUGAAUUUGAAUUAUAGAAAUACUAAUCGUCGUUGUCGUAUUUUAUAUUACAGGAAGUCCUCCAUCAAAAGUUUAUGGCAAUAUGAGAGCAGUUGCAAGCAGAUCUGCCACUCAUUUCUGAACUCCAACAAGAUUUUGUGGAAAGACUCUCAGAAUGAUCGAACAGAAGAACUGAAUGCUAGGCUUUUACAUUAAGUCAAACUACAGUAUAUAAGUUGAGAGAAUCAUUGCUGGUGAUGUCUAAAACUGUUCCAUGAAAGCUGCCAGUCCAAUGGGCCUCUCUCAGUCAUACAUAUACAGUAUAUGUCAUUAUAUAGUCUGCGCGCAGUAUAAGUCAUACACUGCCCAAACUUUUUAAGUCUUCAGGCUUCAGUAGGAAUGAGGUUUUGAGGCAAAAUUACAGAAAAUAACUAUAAUUAUUUUGUAAAUAUAAUACAAUAUGAAGUUAUAAUUAUGAUGAAAUUUGUCAGAAUUUUUGUGUCACCA
Paramuricea clavata is the source of this 5034-nucleotide messenger RNA. The record is from the annotation of a GenBank genome assembly. Lineage: Eukaryota; Metazoa; Cnidaria; Anthozoa; Malacalcyonacea; Plexauridae.